CUAAUAAUAAUAAAUGAGCAUCAUCUUCAAUAUGUCUGAAUAGUCGUUCAAUCAUCUUGAUACACCACGAAUAACAUGCAAAAGAUAUCGGAGGAUUCACGAAUUAUCCUUUCGGAGACUGAAACGACCAAAUUAUCAAGUGGGGGAAAAAAGCCCUGCGACAUAAAAAAAAAGCAGAUUUCUGAAGAUAAAGUUGUCAAAUUUCGUUGUGAUUUUCCUUCUACGCAAGUUGAAGUAAUGUUGGCAAGAGGUUGGGCACAGAUAGUCGACCCCGAAGAUACUAGCUGGCACCUGUGGUGGUGCGAAACAGGGGAUGGGCUGCGACAGGCGUUGGACGGGGAUCGGAAGAAGCUGCGUCCUUACCAGCGGGUGCCGCAUUUCCGUAACCACUAUGAGCUCACGCGGAAGAACUACCUGUACCGCAAUCUCAAACGCUACAGAAAGGCUCUCAUAAGGGCUGGAAAAACAGCCGAGGCUCGCAUCAGCGAUGCCAUGCCUGUGACCUUCGAGCUGCCUAGCGACUACCGGAUGUUCGUCGAGGAAUAUCACAAGCAACAAGGAGCUACGUGGAUCGUCAAACCAGUAGCGAGAUCACGAGGCAAGGGUAUCUUUCUGUUUAGGAAGCUGAAGGAUCUUGCGGAAUGGAAAAGCAGAGGGGCUAAGUCGCAGCAAUCGGGAAUUCCAACUGAGAUUUAUGUCGUUCAAAAAUACAUAGAUAAUCCUUAUCUCGUCGCAGGGCGAAAAUUCGAUCUACGGAUUUAUGUAUUGGUGACAUCAUUUCAUCCUUUGAAAGUGUGGCUGGCCAGAGAAGGUUUUGCCCGUUUGUGUGGCCAAUUGUUCGAUCUGGAAAACAUUGACGACAACAGAGUGCACUUGACGAAUACGGCAAUACAGUUGAAAGCAAGUCAGAAUGCCGAGGGUAUCUCUUCAAUGAAAGGCAAGAACGGGGAAUGGAACUGCAAAUGGGCAUUGAACAAGCUCAGAGAUUAUUUGACAGCUUAUUACAAGGCGGAAGUUAUUGAAAAUUUGAUGCAACGCAUUGCAGGUGUAAUAAUGGGGAGCCUACUGGCAGUACAACCAGCCAUGAUGCAGGAUCGCAACUGUUUCGAACUCUAUGGCUACGAUAUAUUGCUCAGCGAUGAUCUGCGACCUUGGCUAUUGGAAAUUAACGCAUCCCCAGCUUUAACGGGCACCGACAACGAGGAUCAACGUUUGAAAUCCGAUCUGGUCGACGACGUUCUCAACGUCCUCGACUUUGAGGGUCGCUUCAGCGGACACGAGACCAGAAUCGGAGGGCUGGAUCUGCUCUGGGACGACGGACCAGUUUGGACCAGCUGCCCAUACCCCGGCAUUCGCACGGAUGCAGUUUCCAAUGAUCUCAGGAGGCUCAACAUCUUUCUCGGAGCAAUUAAUGAUCGUCAAAAGCAACUCUCUUUAUUAAGAAGUCAGCUGAUUGAAAAACGUAAAGCAGGCCAAACGUACUCUCCCAUGGUGCAAUAUUGUUUAAAAUAAACUCAAACAACUUUUAAGAUCGUCCAUGUUUAAAUUAUAUUUUAAAAAUUUAUUAAUCGACACGUAAUUUCAACAAUUCACUACCCUUAUUAGCCUCAAUUAUUACCUAAAUAUUUUUUACGUAGUUGAUAUACUUGAUAUUUGAUAUCCACAAAAUUAGCUCGUGAAAUUUCUGACUUCUCUUCUGAGUUAUUAAAUAUUAUUCGCAAAACUGUGCCGUUACGCAGAAAGAAUGCAGCUGGUGCACUCUCGCUUUUACAUCACAUAUCUUGUCUUCGUCAUUUUUUUCUUCGUUUCCAGCGUCAAAACUAAAUUUAGCCCAAGACUUGCGCGACUUCGUAACCACAUUAACCAGUCUUUUCUACUUGAUUAUAUCUAAAUGUUGUUUAAAUCAUUUAUUUAUGACAGCAAAAGUAUCUUGAUUACGUUCUCAUUUAUUUCUUUUUUCUUUAUCACAUAGAUUAUACAUAAGUAAUAUUG
This is a messenger RNA of Temnothorax curvispinosus, 1992 nucleotides long. RefSeq names its product probable tubulin polyglutamylase TTLL9. The record is from RefSeq and is a predicted model, not a curated record. Gene Ontology annotation, molecular function: metal ion binding; tubulin binding; tubulin-glutamic acid ligase activity. The transcript is spliced from 6 exons. The coding region runs from base 76 to 1512 and encodes 478 amino acids. Lineage: Eukaryota; Metazoa; Arthropoda; Insecta; Hymenoptera; Formicidae. Gene Ontology annotation, biological process: microtubule cytoskeleton organization; protein polyglutamylation. Gene Ontology annotation, cellular component: cilium.